AGCCCGACAGCCUCCAUGGCAACGGGACUGUUUGAGGUCGGGGUCCUUCCGCUCAUCAACGAGAACCGCAGGUGUGCGGCAUUAAACAUAAAUGCUUCUGGUGCGAAAAAUAGAUGGACUGUGGCUGCUUUAUCUGAACAACUAAUUCAAGCAAUUCUCGAAAGGUUAACAUUGUGUCAUUUCUCUCAUGAGGAGCCAGAGCUGACCUUUUUGCCAGAAUGGAGGUCGCCCCUGCUGCCUCUCAGACAUUGUGGAAGCCCUUCAGGAGGGGGACCUCUUUGCCGCUGGGCCAGCUGGUGGAGGAGAGCAGGAGCAGAGCCAACACUCCUAAUCAUCUGCUGGAAACAAAAAUCUUUUCCAAACUAAAAAGCAACAGCCUGAUUCAAGCAGAGCCACCAGAACUUCACUUCAGUGGGUUUGAGCUGGGGAAGGAUUACACAAAAAACCUGAAACUAAUCAACAUCUCAUCUGAAGUCAUGAAUAUUCACAUCAUCCCCACUCAAACCAAGCAUUUCCAAAUAGCUUAUACAAAAAAGUAUCGACUCAUCCCCGGGCUCGCCUACACACUGACGGUCAGGCUCUGCCCCGACGAGUGGCGUUACUUCUACGACUGCAUUCGGGUUCACUGCAAGGGGGAAGAGAACCUGCUGAUUCCAGUUCACGCUUACCCCGUCAUCGAUGACCUGCAUGUCCCUGCUCAUAUUGACCUAUCGGCCGUACCACUUGGACGAAGUGUUCGACAUACCAUUCCUUUGAGAUGCAGCUGCCCCGUUGACUUUGAGUUCCAGGUGUACGUCAUUGAGCCCCACGAGUCAUUUUCCAUCCAUCCCCUUACUGGUGUCAUACCAGCCAACGGUGAAGAGAAGAUUGUGGUCACCUUCACUCCUCUCCAGUAUGAGACUUGUCAGGUCACCAUCCAGCUGAUCAUUCUACAGUUCAACUCCAGACCGUACCUCUGUACCAUCGCCGGAAGCUCCGCCCCUCACCUGACCUUAAGUGAGCUGAAGAGAAAGACGGGGCAUGGAGAUGCAAGGCCUGUAGAAUCCAAAGGACCUUCUUCACCUUCCAGCCAAACGCCCCCUAAAAGUAAAACCAAAUACAGGUCGACCAAUGCGGCCGACAGAUCCAAGACAUUGACGGACCACGCCGGUGUUAAGCUCGGACCGAAGCCUUACGUAGAUGUCUGCACUCCCGCAGGGGUGGCAAAGAUGCUGAUCAAAGGCAUUGAUAAGCUCAGCUCUAAAGACCUGAGGGAAGCCAUAUCCUGUGGCAGCACAGAUGUUCUGCAGAACAGGCAGAUGAAAGAAGCCCGCUUCAUGAAAAAGGUUCAACAAAAUGUGAAGGACGAGCAAACCAACCAGCUCAGAUGGCAAGUCCAUCUUGGUAAGGACCCCGUGUCAGAGCUCACCCGGCGGCAGAUAGCAGAGGAGAGAGAGAUCCAGCUGCAUGAAUACAUGGUCAAAAGGGGAGCUGGACGGCACGAGGAAGACUUUGCUGCUGGGAAGCCUGAACUUUCCUCCAAACGAGUGUUGUGUGAAGCAGGACAGGCCUGCGAGGGAGGCCCAUCCUUCCAGUUCCACUCCAGUUUUCAGUGGGAGCUGAAACGAAGAGCCCUCAGACUGUUCCAGCAGGCGGCACGUAAGAUGGUGAUCCGAUGUCGCAUGAACCGGAGACUGGCCUGUUUGAAGAAACUGUCCGGCAGCAUGAAGAACUUGCCCAUGGCAAAGAAAGUUGAAGACAAGACGACUUGUGAUCUGAAGAUCUCGCCAGACAAAGUAUUCCCUUUUGCUUUCCCCGUUUUUGCUGAUGAAAAUGACCCAUUGGCUCCCAGUAGUUUGGUGCCGGUGCCUGUGGAGCCUGUCGAUGUGACUGUGACAACAUGCAUUCCUUUCUUCAAGCUCCAAGUUCCCCAGCACUACAAGCUAAUGGGCUACCGGCCUGUGUCAGUCUGGGAGGCUUUUAACUCUUACACGCCCGCCACUCUGGCCCGACCACUUCGCACUGGAGCUCCGGAUGAGCUGGUGCCCGAGCUGGUGCCCGAUGAGGUCAGAGCGAGUUCUUCCACGCCAGUGGAUUCCCAAACAUUGGAGGGACAGCCGCAUGAUGAUGACGAGGGCGAAGUGAAGGUCGCACGACUCUCCUUCACUGCCCCCGAAGCCCUGCUCAGACCUUUUCCAGCAAAUCCACUCCGAAUCUUUGAUCCAGAUCCAGCCCUGCAGGCCUACAAACCAACCCCUAAAUACUUGGAAAGUGACCCGGAAUUCCACCUCUGUCCUCUGCCCCGGUACACAAUCCCUGAGAGCAACAUGUGUGGCAGAGGCACACAAACCCCACACACUCAGAAGCCGCUGGAUCACAAGGAAGUGAUUGCAGGGCUCAUGACGUGGAAGAAUUUUGAUCCGCCUACCUGGAAGUUUCUGUCCAAACGACCUGCUCUCACCAGUGAGUGUGCGCCUCUCAGGUCUAUCAACUACAGCACAGAUACACUUCCACUCACAGCACCUCCUACUCUCCCCGGACUUCCUGACCAUCUUCCGCCACUAGUGGACACACGGUCCGAAGGCUCAGGCGUGCAACUAACCCCAGAGAUUAUCCGAGCUGAGUUCUUGUCUGCCGAAGCUCUGGUCUCCAAUAGCAACCUGACCAGCGGAACAACAGUCAGGCACCAGCGGGAGCUUCAGUUGGAGGCGACCUACAUUUCUGACCUCAACCAGAUGGGGAAAAGAGUGAUGGCCAGGUUGAAGCACUAUGGAGUCACUGACACACUGGGAGAGGACUGUGAAUAGACAGAUCUUCAGGAAGCAGGCGCCACCACAUCAGAAGUUGAUAGUCCAUGACCUGCUGACACGUAAAGCCCAGAUCAACACCCGGGACCACUGUGGACAUUCUCUCCUUUUCUCCUUUCCACUUCUGUGCUAAGAAAGGACAUUUUCUCAGCAUUCAGGCAGUCGAGGGAAAGUACCAGGUCAACUUCCAUCAACAACAAACGAAGCCGAGCAGAACGCACAACGCGAUUUCAUCUUACAAGCGGCUUUCAUUAACAGCAAGAGAACCAAGGCUCCAUUAGUAACAACACUCGCUCAUUAAUAAAGUCGAUAUAACAUGAGAUGACUUUAUUGUUCAACGCUCAGUGAAGUUCUGUCAGUGGGCUUCAUAAAGGACACAACUCCAACGGACCUCUUUAUUACCACUGAGGCGUUCCGAAUGACCUUCUGUGAUAUCGGCUGACUGGCAGGUCGAUGAAGGGCAGCAAGGACCCGGUGGAAUCAAAGAACGUUAGAGGCGUGUGAAUGCCGUCACGGUUCAAGUGACAUCGGGGAGGGCGAAGGUGGGGGGUUGGAGAGGGCGUAUCCGGUUAAGUUCUUGGGUCAAGUGAGUUAAUGAAGAGUAUUAAACCUUCACAAGCCUUACCAAAGAUGCAAGGUACUGGUCCGUUUGUGAAAGCUAGAGGAUAUUGUAAAUUCUAAUUUCCAUUACAAUUUACACCAUGACAUUGCCACAUCGACCCCAGAGGGGCAAAAGACCAACCCCUCCCCAAAUCGAUACAGUACAGCAGUAUCACUUUGAGGGCGUAGAAUUGAUAAACAUCACUCAGGUGCUAUAUUCAAGGCUUCCAUCCCACCCAUCUAAGCAAUUACUCUUCAUAUCAGUUAUACAUUCGUUUCAAUUAAGGUACA
Messenger RNA from Pungitius pungitius (ninespine stickleback), 3677 nucleotides. It is a transcript of the gene cfap221, whose product is annotated as cilia and flagella associated protein 221. The record is from RefSeq and is a predicted model, not a curated record. Lineage: Eukaryota; Metazoa; Chordata; Actinopteri; Perciformes; Gasterosteidae. The coding region runs from base 219 to 2786 and encodes 855 amino acids. The transcript has 27 exons. Gene Ontology annotation, biological process: motile cilium assembly; cilium movement. Gene Ontology annotation, cellular component: 9+2 motile cilium.